Messenger RNA from Astrephomene gubernaculifera, 2166 nucleotides. The record is from the annotation of a GenBank genome assembly. NCBI's taxonomy places the organism in Eukaryota, Viridiplantae, Chlorophyta, Chlorophyceae, Chlamydomonadales, Astrephomenaceae.
CUUGUGACGUUCUGCACUGAGCUUAACAGCCAGAUCUUUAGAAGUAAUUGUCUCUGCUGUAAAUAAAGGGUUUGUCCGUCCAGUAGUAGUUAGUCGCUCGGAGUGCGCGUGUCCGCGAGCAACAUAAUCCAUCAAGCGCUGCUGUGUAGAUCUUAAUACAAUGUUGUCGCAGUGUGCUAGCACUCUAGUUGCUGGUGGUAAGGCACUAUGCCAGGGAGCAGUGGCAUUGUCGCUUCAAGCUGCCUCGCGGCGCUUCGCCAGCGCCGCUCCUAUGGGAGAGGAGUCGUUCCUAUCAGCUCGGCAAAAAGAGUUCAUCGAGCGUGAGGACAAGUUCGGCGCGCACAACUAUGCUCCGAUUCCUGUCGUGCUUGAGCGCGGCGAGGGCGUCUUCCUGUGGGAUGUCGACGGCAAGCGCUACUACGACUUCCUGUCCGCAUACUCGGCGGUCAACCAGGGGCACUGCCACCCAAAAAUCGUGGCUGCGCUCACUGAUCAGGCUGGCAAGCUCACCCUCACCUCCCGCGCCUUCUUCAACGAUGUGCUGGGAGAGUAUGAGGAGUACAUCACGCGGCUGUUCGGGUACGACAAGGUGCUGCCCAUGAACACCGGUGUGGAGGGCGGGGAGACGGCGAUCAAGCUGGCCAGGCGUUGGGGCUACGACGUGAAGGGAGUGCCCGCUAACUGCGCCAAGGUGCUGUUCGCGCGCGGCAACUUCUGGGGCCGCACCAUGAGUGCCAUCUCCUCCUCCACCGACCCCUCCAGCUACGGGGGUUUCGGCCCGUACAUGCCGGGCUUCGAGAUCAUUCCGUACAACGACCUGGGCGCGUUGCAGGCCAAGCUGGAGUCGGACCCCAACAUCGUGGCAUUCAUGGUGGAGCCCAUCCAGGGUGAGGCUGGUGUUGUGGUCCCCGAUGCCGGCUACCUGUCUGGCGCUCACAAGCUGCUGAAGAAGCACAACGCGCUGCUCAUUGCGGAUGAGGUCCAAACCGGGCUGUGCCGUACGGGUCGCAUGCUGUGCUGCGACUGGGAGGGCGUGCAUCCUGACAUUCUGGUGCUAGGCAAGGCGCUCAGCGGGGGCACCUACCCGGUAGCGGCUACCCUGGCGCGGGACGAGGUGAUGCUCACCAUCCAACGCGGGCAGCACGGCAGCACGUACGGCGGGAACCCGCUGGCUGCACGGGUGGCCAUGGCGGCACUGCAGGUGCUUCAGGAUGAGAACCUGGCUGCUAACAGCGACCGGCUGGGCGCCAUCCUGAGGGAGCAGCUGGCCGCAAUCCCCUCGCAGCUAGUAAAAUCGGUGCGCGGUAAGGGCCUGCUGGACGCACUUGUGAUUGACGAAUCCCAUGGCGUUUCCGCGUACGACAUCUGCAUGCGGUUGCGCGACAACGGACUGCUGGCUAAGCCCACCCAGCGCAACAUCAUUCGCUUCGCUCCGCCUCUUGUGAUGAGUGAGGCGCAGCUGCGGGAGUGCACCGAGAUCAUCACCCAUACCAUCACUUCGUUCGGAAAGUGAGGGGAAAGGGUGUAACGUGAGGAGGUGAGGAGGGGAAAAUGCAGGAGAACGAGGUGUAAUUGAAAUGGCCGGCUAGAGGCCACACGUGAGGGUAAGACAAUAAGGAGAGGUGGUGGUAGGGUGCUACAGAACAAGGGAGGGCUUGCGGCCCUUUAGGGAGGGUUACGGCCGUUUCUUGGAUACCCUCGUUUUUACCUUUCUUGUGGUCCCUUUUAUGUUGCCUGUUUCCUGCUGGCCCGCUGUGGUGUUGCCUUUACGGCGUGUUCCGUUUCUCUUGCAGUGUAGGGUUGGGUUCAUCACCCGAGUUCCCUUCUAAGGAACCCUUGUAACGGUCAUUCACUCUUACUAGUACCGAGUCCACGUGGUUUGGGAGACGCGGAGUGACCAAUGGGCUGGAGAUAGCUGGCCUGGUGGGGUAGUGCUAAACCUUAAGGACUAUCGGUAUGUAUUGUAGCUAGGAACGACCUUGCAGUGAAUGCCUCUAUCCCUCCCGUAACCGGAAGGUGCACUCCUAGUCUUGGUGUAGACGUCGAGCGCUGCCCAGCGGCCUCACGUCCGGAGCCCAACGGGGCGGGCUGCAAGGCGGCUGAGCCGCGGACUGACCAGGCCCACGGGGAGCUAAUAACCUAUUGACUGUAAUAACUGCUAUAUUG